Molecule: messenger RNA, 2196 nt
Organism: Aureobasidium subglaciale EXF-2481
Lineage: Eukaryota; Fungi; Ascomycota; Dothideomycetes; Dothideales; Saccotheciaceae
Exons: 2
Coding region: 1-2196 (731 amino acids)
Biological process (GO): ribosome biogenesis
Cellular component (GO): nucleus
Molecular function (GO): preribosome binding; RNA binding; ATP hydrolysis activity
Source: RefSeq, a predicted model, not a curated record
AUGCCUGGAAGGCCGUCAUCCCGCCUGCGUCAAGGCCUCGAUAAUGAGGUCUACCAGGCUGUCACUCAUCUCUUGCAGGAACCUGGAAAUCGUCCCGACGUUCGCAGUCUAUAUCAAGCCAUACAACGCUCAAAUUCUAGUCUGAAGCGCAAACCGAAACGAGCCCUCGAAGACAGUCUCGAACGCAUCCUCGAUACCCUAGAAGACGAUGCUCAGGACGACGAAGAGGCCGAAGCCGAUAGAUUUGUCAUGCAAGAAGAGGAACCAAACAUCAUGAACAAGAGCAUCACUGGUUCCUGGAAGAUUGCCACUCCUGUCACUGCGCCUGACACGCCCGCCGCAGUGAAUGGCUCUGCAACAGAAACAAAGAGGAGGGAAGCAAACGGCGAACCCGUCAAGAAGCGUAUCAAGCGUGACAAGAAUGAGGAAAUCGACCGCUCUCCACCAACAGGCAUCUCACUCGAGGACCUCGGUGGUGUCAACGACGUCAAGCGCCAGCUCAUGAACCUCUUGACUCUACCUCUUCUGCGCCCACAGCGCUACUCCGAUCUGAACGUUCCUCUCCCCCGCGGUAUCCUUCUUCACGGUCCUCCUGGAUGCGGUAAAUCUAUGCUGGCAAGAGCAAGUGCUGCAAAGCUCGGCGUGCCCUUCAUCGAGAUUGCUGGUCCCUCGGUCGUAUCGGGCAUGUCCGGAGAGUCUGAAAAGCAGAUCCGUGAUCGCUUCGAUGAAGCUCGUAAACAUGCCCCGUGUCUCAUCUUCAUCGACGAAAUCGAUGUCAUCGCUCCAAAGCGCGAGAGUUCCCAGAGUCAAAUGGAAAAGCGUAUCGUUGCUCAACUGUUGAUCAGUAUGGACAGCUUGGCUCUUGAUAACAAGGAGAACAAUGGCAAGCCUGUCAUCGUGCUCGCUGCCACUAACAGGCCAGACACAAUCGACUCUGCUCUAAGACGAGGCGGACGCUUCGACACCGAGAUCAACAUGGGCGUACCUAAUGAGCCCAUGAGAGAAAAGAUUCUGCGCACCCAAACCAGAAACACUCCUAUCUCUGACGACGUCGACUUCCCCAGACUGGCAAAGAUGACUCCCGGUUUCGUCGGUGCUGACUUGAGGGAUCUCGUGGGUAAGGCUGCCACAUGGGCCAUGGAUCGCUACCAAGACGCUUUGAUCAAGCAGGUAGAAGCAUCUACAGACGGUAUGGAACUAGACGAUAACCAAGAGCCAAACGUCGACGAGCUAUGGGACCGCCUCGUCAUUCGCGCGAGAAACACCGAAAUGGAGGAGCCAGAAGGCUUCGAAAAGACCAUCAUUCCCAUGGAAGCUUUCCUCACCGUUCUACCCACCAUCACACCAUCAUCCAAGCGCGAAGGCUUUGCAACGAUACCGGACACUACCUGGGAGGAUAUUGGCGCGCUUACAAGCGUCAGAGAAGAGCUUCAAACGGCUAUUGUCGAGCCUAUCAAAUCACCGGAUUUGUAUGCUGCAGUUGGUAUCUCAGCUCCUACCGGUGUUUUGCUAUGGGGUCCCCCUGGUUGUGGUAAAACUUUGCUCGCUAAGGCAGUUGCUGCCGAAUCCAAGGCCAACUUUAUCAGUGUCAAGGGACCCGAGCUACUCAACAAGUACGUUGGCGAAUCAGAGCGCGCAGUGCGUACGCUAUUCAAUCGCGCGCGAUCCUCAGCUCCCUGUGUCAUCUUCUUCGAUGAACUCGACGCAUUAGUGCCCCGUCGCGACGACUCGCUAUCAGAAGCUUCUGCUCGUGUAGUCAACACGCUCCUUACCGAACUCGACGGCCUAUCCCACCGCGCAGGCAUCUACGUAAUCGCAGCAACCAACCGUCCCGACAUAAUCGACGAAGCCAUGAUGCGGCCCGGCCGUCUCGAAACCAAAAUCUACGUCGGUCUCCCCGGCACCGAAGAGCGCGUGGAGAUACUCAAAGCCCUUAUUCAAUCCAGAGCCAAGGAUGGCAGAGCAGGUGUUUGGCCGGUUGGGAUUGAGGAAAUCGCGAGGAAUGAAAAGUGUAAUGGGUACUCUGGUGCUGAUUUGGAGUCUUUGCUUAGGCAGGCUGGUCAGCAUUGCUUGAAGAGAAAGGAUAACAAGGUUGCGCUUGUUGACUUUGAGUAUGCGAUCAGUGUUGUGCAUAAGAGUGUGGGUAGUAUUGAGAAGUAUGAGAAGCUGAAGAAGAAGUUUGCUAGUGGGUUUUAG